Molecule: messenger RNA, 249 nt
Organism: Fulvia fulva
Lineage: Eukaryota; Fungi; Ascomycota; Dothideomycetes; Mycosphaerellales; Mycosphaerellaceae
Product: Catechol 1,2-dioxygenase
Exons: 3
Coding region: 1-249 (82 amino acids)
Molecular function (GO): oxidoreductase activity, acting on single donors with incorporation of molecular oxygen, incorporation of two atoms of oxygen; ferric iron binding
Source: RefSeq, a predicted model, not a curated record
AUGGAUCGUCACCCUUAUAGACCUGGCCACAUUCAUCUGAUAGUGCUCAAAGAAGGCUACGAGCCUAUCACUACGCAGAUCUUCGACGCAAAGAGCGACUACCUUGAUAAUGACUCGGUUUUCGCUGUGAAGGACAGUCUCACAGUGGAAUUCCAAGCCCGGAAGAACGAUCCAGAGGCCAAGCUUGAGAUCCAGUACGAUGUGCGCAUGGCACCUUCUGAUCCGACGAAGAAGAAAGCCUCAUUGUGA